AUGGCCCCAUACGAAGCCUUGUAUGGGAGGAAGUGUCGAUCACCGCUGUGUUGGUCUAAAGUUGGUGAGAAAGGAAUUCUUGGACCGGAGAUAAUUCAAGAAACCACAGAGAAGGUUAAGAUUAUCCGAGAUAAGAUGAAACAAGCCCAAGAUCGACAGAAGAGUUAUGCGGACAAACGAAGGAGACCGCUGGAAUUUGAUGUAGGAGAUCAUGUGUUCUUGAAGUUACGGAAGUUUGUGCCGGAUUUGUUUCAUCCUAUCCUACCAGAUACGAUUGAAGUAGAACCAGAUCUUUCAUUCCAACCGAAACCGUGUCGUAUUCUGGAGUAUGCUAGUAAGUCUUUGAGAAGCAAGGAGAUACCUCUUGUCAAGGCAAUGUAUGUAUGGGGUGUUAUAGAUCUGGAAUUAGAAUUGUUAUCUGACAUAUCUGCUGUCUGCGACACAGAUCUCGAUGGAGUUAAUUUAUUGCAAAUCUCGGAAGAACAAGUUGCAGAUUGA
This is a messenger RNA of Vicia villosa (hairy vetch), 498 nucleotides long. RefSeq lists its product as uncharacterized. Bases 1 to 498 code for a protein of 165 amino acids. The record is from RefSeq and is a predicted model, not a curated record. The transcript is spliced from 3 exons. NCBI's taxonomy places the organism in Eukaryota, Viridiplantae, Streptophyta, Magnoliopsida, Fabales, Fabaceae.